Molecule: messenger RNA, 495 nt
Organism: Spirodela intermedia
Lineage: Eukaryota; Viridiplantae; Streptophyta; Magnoliopsida; Alismatales; Araceae
Source: the annotation of a GenBank genome assembly
AUGAGCUCGAACCAGCGCGGCGGAGGGGCGGCAGCGCCGCCGCCGGAGAGGAAGAAGGAGGAGGAGAUGAUGCUGCCCCAGGGGGGCCUGGACCUUCUGGAGAACUGCGACCUCCCCCCGCCGCUGAAGGUCUUCCAGGAGCCCCCCCACCGGAAGCCGGACGGCGCCGCCGCCGCCGACGAGCACCGCCACCUGCUGAGAGCCCUACGCCUGUCGCAGACCCGCGCGCGAGAAGCCGAGGCGGCGGCAGCGGCGCUGGCCGAGAGCAACGCCCGUUUGGCCUCCCUUCUCGCGGGGGAAUCGAUGAGGCUCUACGCCCAUCGCCAGUGGCUGAGGCUCCUUGAGGCGGAGAAGACCACCUGGCUGCGCCGCCAGAAGACCAACAACGCCGCCGCUCCCGUCGCGGACCCCCCUACAACCGGCGGCGUCCUCCUCGCCCUCUGUCUGGGCAUCGCCGGCCUUGGCUUCGUGAUGGGCUACCGAUUCCUCUUCUGA